ACUUCCGCUUCCGCUGCCGCUGCCGCUGGGGGACAGGUUUGGCGACGGGACCGGCGUCAUGGCGGACCCGCGGAGAGUCAACAAGAUCCUGCGGUACAAGCCACCUGCCAGUGACAACAACCCGACCCUGGAGGACCCAACCCCCGAUUACAUGAACCUGCUGGGAAUGAUCUUCAGCAUGUGUGGGCUGAUGCUGAAGCUGAAAUGUUGUGCUUGGAUUGCCGUCUACUGCUCCUUCAUCAGCUUUGCCAACUCUCGCAGCUCUGAAGACACCAAACAAAUGAUGAGCAGCUUCAUGUUGUCGAUCUCAGCUGUGGUGAUGUCGUACCUGCAGAACCCGCAGCCCAUGUCGCCGCCCUGGUGAAACACGAACCCCCCUCAACUCUGGUAAUGGACAAGGGAGGGGACACCGUGAAUGCAAUCCUCCUGCUUCCUCCCCCAUCUCCAGCAACCUGCCUCUCCGCCCAAUCACUUGCACACACUGACAACCUCGAAGCCAGGCUACAGGAUGCCAUCCUGUCACCAACGCCAGCUCUCCUUCCAGUGGCAGUGCCCAGCGAUGAAUCAAUGUUGGCACCACAUUACACUGUGCAGUGGGCGCAUCACGAGGAUGUCUGUGUCACGGCAUGGGGAAUCACUACCCAAUAAUAGGAAUAAAAUCCAAUUUAUCACUU
Messenger RNA from Leucoraja erinaceus (little skate), 674 nucleotides. RefSeq names its product WD repeat domain 83 opposite strand (gene wdr83os). Gene Ontology annotation, cellular component: endoplasmic reticulum membrane. Gene Ontology annotation, molecular function: protein folding chaperone. Lineage: Eukaryota; Metazoa; Chordata; Chondrichthyes; Rajiformes; Rajidae. Gene Ontology annotation, biological process: protein insertion into ER membrane. The transcript is spliced from 4 exons. The coding region runs from base 59 to 364 and encodes 101 amino acids. The record is from RefSeq and is a predicted model, not a curated record.